AUGACGGCUGCAUCAGUGCCGCGGCACGGGCAGGACGCCGCCUCUCCCCCGCGCUCCCCAGGCUCUCUCUCCGCCUCGCGGUCGCGGUCGCUAUCGCCGUCCUCGCAGGCCUCACGCGCCUCGCCGUUGGGCGCCGCAACCGGCCCGGUGGCGUUCCCCGCGUCGGCCUCCUCCGAAGAAUCUUCCUGUGGUUUCCCAGCUUCCUCUUCUUCCUCUGCCUCGGCUGCGGCUGCCUCCGGGUCUGUGCCACCUGCGCACGGAGCCCUUCCUGUGGCAUCGCCUCGCUUGGCCGCGGCUGCGGCCGCGCUGCGGAGCUUCCGCGCGACCGGAACAGUGUCCCGCGUUCAGGUGUUUGAGAGCAAGCGACUGGUGCUGCUCAUCGGCGAGGCUGCGGCGCCUCCCGAGUGCGACGCGCAGCCGGCCCCAGCCCACCACAAGCUCUACACGAUGCUUUUAAUAUACAAGCACGCGGCCUUCCAGCAGCAGGCGGCCGAACGCGCAAAGGGCCUGCAGGGCGCGGAGUCGCCUGCGGUCGCCGAGCCCCACAUGGCGCUGCUCGGGAACGCGCCCGACGGCGUCGAGGAAGUGGAGCGCGACAGACUGCUGCGGGCGCUGAAGGAGUUAUGCGAGGAGAUGCACGAUCCCCUGGAACUCGCAGUCCGCGACGCGCACGGGCUCGUUGGGCUCCUGCCGCUCGCGCAGGGCUGUCGCCUCUGCGUCAUCACGCAGGCCGCGAAGGUUGCGUCGUUCCUCGGCGUUCACGACAUUUUCAGGGUGGCGGAGACGAAGAUGGUUCCGGUCUUCACUGCGGCGCCCAUCCCGCCGAACUUUCCGGUUUAUGUACACCAGGCGCUCUGUUCGGCCCCGGCCGCGCCUCAGCCGCCCCUGCCCCCUGGCACACCGCGAACGAGAACUGCGUGCGUCUGCGGCAUGCAUUUCUCCGCCUCAUCACACGAAGAAUGUCAUCCCCCCCGAUGCGACUCCGGUUCGUCUCGUGGGGGGGAUCCUCUGCCUUCGAGUCCGCAGUCGCCUGCCUCCUGUUCGCUGCCCGCGUUGCCUCCGCUCCGCAGCGCGCUGCGCGACGCGAAGUCUCCCGCCGUCCCGAGCACCUGGAGCGCGGCGGCGCGCGCGGCGGACAACAAGUAUGAGAGCCUCCUCGCGUCGUUCGCGCCGGAGAAAUCUUGUUUUUUCUGCCGCUCCUUCUUCCUCUGCCUGCCGCUGCAGCAGGUCGCCGCGCGAUCCUGCCGCGCGAGCUCCCCCACGAAGGAAAGAGUUUUCGGCGGCGGCUCUGAGGCCGCUGCGCAUACUCAAGCUCCGGAGACAGACGAGGCCGCUGAGACGAAUAAUGAAAUCUCCUUCCACGAUUUCCUCGCCUGCUGCGACAGCGAGGCGGACGCGCGCGAGAUCCCGCUGAGGAAAGAGGAGCGCAGAUUCAUAUGGAACUACGCACUCAUGGAGGCGUUUUUUCGGCAAGGCGCAGCCGGAGCCGCCUGCGUGCGGCGCGGCCUGCUGCUGCCGCUGCUCCACGGCUUCGUGCGACCGGUGUCGCUCUCCCUCGCGCGCGGGACUGCGCAGCUGCUUCUCAUCGCUCGGCGAUCGGCCUUCUUCGCGGGCACGCGGUACCGCAAACGCGGGCUGUCCGUGGCGGGCGACUCUGCGAACGAAGUGGAGACCGAGUUCAUCUUCUACACCUAUACGCCGCGCGCGCAUCCCUCUGCGGGCCCGCUCACGUGCCCUCCGCGCGCACCUCCUUCGCCUCUGGUCUCGGCGGACUCUGGCUGGCCGCGCGUGUUUGAUUUUCAUUUAUUCUCUCAUGUGCAGGUCCGCGGCAGCGCGCCGACAUUCUGGGCGCAGGCCGCGACCGUGCUUCCCGCCAUGCCGCCGAUUGUUUGUGCGCAGACGGAUGUAAACCGCUCCGCAACGCGCCGGCAUUUCAGCUCCCUUUUCCAGCGCUACGGCGCGCCAAUCCACUGUCUGAACUUGCUUCAGCGCCGCCGGCCGCCCCCCCCGGCGCCGUCGCUCGCGGCCGCGCCGGCGCCUCUGAGCAGACAGACGACGCUGCUUGCCGCGGGCGACGCGGCGCGGCUCGAGUCGUUCGGCGCCAGGCCGGAGACAGCCGGCAGCGAGCCUCUCGGCGCGCUGCCGGCGACGUCAUGGCUGUCGCGCGCGGCGUCGCUGGAGCUCGCCAGCGCGCUGGCAGCUCCCUCCUCGGCCUCCUGCGAGGCCUCCACGCUCGCGUCGCAGACCUCUGGGCCUCUGCAUGCGUCCGUCGUCGACGCGGCGCUGGCGGCUGGGCGGAAGGGCACGGGCUACGAGAGCCGCGAAGAGCAAGAGAACGCCCUGGGGGAGGUAUACAGACAGCUCGUCGAGGCGCUAAAUGAGGAGUUGCCUCCGUCGCUGCGUCUCGAGUUUCACUGGAUCGACUUAAAGCGGCAGCAUGCUCCCGUCCAGGCGGCGGCGGCUGCGCUGUCACCGCGCGCGCCGCAGGUCUCUUCGGCGCCCCCCUGGGGCCUGCAGGCAAACCCCUUACACGCUGACUUGGUCGCUUGCGGAGACUUGGUCGCGCAUGCGGAGAACCUCCGCCGGCGCCGCGACGCCUCCCGCGCCGGCGAGGCGCUGCCGGGGUUCUUUGAGUCUCUCACGGCCGCAUGCGGCGAUGCAAAGGCUGCAGACGAGACGCGGAGGCUCGCGCGGGCGCGCGCGGCGCAGGAGGCGCUUCUGACUCCGUACCAACGCCUGAAGCUGCUCAGCGAGGAAAUGCGUGACACCGUCGGGUUCUUCUACACAAACGAUCCAGUCACCCUUCGCGCGACACGCAUCCAGCACGGGGUGUGCCGCAUCAACUGCCUCGACUGUCUGGACCGCACGAACGACGCACAGCUGAGUCUGCACCACGCGCUGCUCCUACACUUUCUGCGCGCGAUGCGCUUCGUCCCUGCGGACACGACAGAACUCGACUUGCCUAUUGCGUCCACUCUGGCGGGCCUUCUGGAGGCGGCAGGCGACGAGAUCGCGAUGCAAUACGGAGGCUCCAACGCGCACAAGAAGCAGCGCCGCUUGCGUUCGUGCCCGUCGUCGCCGCCGCCGUCGCUGCCUGUCGCCACUUCGGCGCCGCGCCCGCCGAGUCCCUCGCCAGCUGCUUCAGCAGCAGCCUCUCGCGCGGCGCCCGCCCCGGUGCCGCCUGCGACCGCGCUCUCUGCCUCGGUGCUUUCUGCGUCAUCUGCGCUUGCACGCGCAGCUCCGCUCCAUUCUUCUUCGCCUGCCGCGUCCUCGGCUUGCAUUCGGGUGUCCCUCUUGCGCGAGGGCGAGGCGCGGGCCCCGUCGGGGAUCGCCUCGUGGCUAGAUCGCGCCUCGACUGCGAUAUUCGGCUUCAGCCGGGGCGGGCGGCCCGAGGGCGACGAAGGCGGGCAGGAGGGACCCAACGCUGAGGAGACCGGACUGCUCUCCUCGCCUCUCUUCCUCCUCUCGCUGGCAACGUCGGUGAAACGGAGAUACCACAACGUCCUCGCCGACGGCGGCAAGCAGCAGGCCGUCAACCUGUUUCAGUGCAGGUUCCGGCCUGCAGACGUCCUCGAGGGAAACGCCUUCGAGCUCGCGCCCGCCUCGCAGGAAGCGGAUGCGGACGUCUGGUGUCAUCACGAGUGGCUGGCGCCGGCCUUCGAGCCCGGCGACUGGUGGGUGCUCCCGCUCCAGCGCUUCGUCAACGCCAUGCGCCUCGCGCUCGCGGCCAAGACGCUUUCGGCCGUGGCGCCGCUGCCGGCGUGCGCCGGCGCUGCCCUCUCCCCACCCUCGCCUCCGCCUCCGUCCUCAGCGCCAGGUUGUGCGUUGGCGUCGUCCUUCUGCCCGCUGUGUGUGCGCUCGCCUCGCGCCUGGGUGCCUGCGGAGAGCGCCGUAACGGCCGCGCCUCUGCCGCCGCGGCGUGCCGCAGCCUGUCCGCGCUGGCUGGCGUUGUUUGGCGGGCCGCUAGAGCGCCUCGCACUCCCCCCCUCGCUGCGCGUUCCCCGAGUUGCGGCCGGCCCGCCGUCGCCCGCGUUUCGCCUCCGUCUGUCGCCCGACGAGCUCCGCUUCGCGCCUGCAUGCUGCGCGUGCGCCGCGCCGUCGUCGCCUCGCGCUUCGCUGGUCGCGUCGGAAGACGCGCGGGAAAACAGGGCCCUUGGACGCCGCGCGAGCGCCGCCGACGGCCUCGACGGCGGCCUCGGGUGCGUCUUCACCUAUCGACCUUGGAUUGAGGAGGCGAAGGCAGAAGGCGUCCACGCCGCGGAACUGGUCAGUCGCGUGCUGCCGCGGGAGGCCGCCGAGGACGCAGAGGCAGAGGAGAACACGCCGAGCGAGGGGGGGGGGUGUCGAGACGCGUCGUCGGUGGGCGAAAGCUGCGAAGAAGUCUCGCUUUUCCAGGCGUCGUUCGCGCUGCUGCUGCCGGCCUGCUUCGUGCGGCGCACCGCCGCGCAGGCGAGGCCCAGGGGGUGCAGACGCGCAACGGUCGGCGCGGCGGCCUCGGCCCCGCGUCGCCCUGCUGUGGCGACGCCCGCACACGUGGUGCGCGGCGAUGCGGCGGCUUCGUCGCCCGGCGCAGACGGGGCCCCCGCGACCGCGGCGGAUCAGCGGCAGCGCACGGCGCGUCGGGAGCCUCUGGCAGCCGUUGCUACGUCUGCGUCGCCACGAGGAUCCUCUCCUUCCGUGGCGGACGCAUGCUGGCGAGCGGGACGCGCGCAGGCCGCCGCCCUUCCUUCGCGAAUCUGCCUCUCACCUCGUCCAUCAACGCCGCCUCCCGCGGCGCCGGCUCACCGGUACCGCGCGCUGCAGGAGCUCGCGGCGGACGACAAACUCGACGGCGAGCGCGCGCUCUUUGCGCGCUUCCUCGAGGAGCAGCCUGCGGGCGGAGGCGCCGCGCGCGCGGCCGUGCUGCGGGCCGCAGAGACAUCCAGCAGCGCGAGCGAAAUGACUCCCGCCGAGAGCGCCAGCGAGGACGCCGAGCCGUGCGGCGACGGCGGCCGCGGAGCUGGGCGUCGCGCGGCGCGGGACGAAGGCGAAGGCCGACCGCCAGGGCGCAUGCAGACACCAGACCGCCCCCGCCUCCCCCUCGACACGGCGGCCGCCGGCGCGCUUGGCGCAGAGCGAUCGCAGGGCUCUGGAGAACGCAGCGAGGACCUGCGAAGGCGCGCGCGAGAGGCGCGGGCCUUUCACUUCCGCAUCGGCGACGCGCCGAGCCUCGGCGGCUUCCUACUCGCGUCGCACCCUUCCUCGCUGCUCGCCCCGUCGCGGCCGUCGGCCUUCACCACGCUGCAGACCUUCCACGCCUUCGAGGCUUCGCUUCUCUGCCCGCGCUGCGCGUUGGCGGUCGCCGAGCGCUCAGGCAGGAUCGAAUGCCUGUGCGCAAGCGGCACGUGUCGAGGCGCCUGGGUGGCGCCAUGCCCGAGGGCAUGUGCAGCCGCAGGACCUGACUCGCGCCGCGACGCAGCUGAGGCGGUCGCCAGUGGGAGGCGACCACAGCCUCGGCACACUGCCGGGUGUUUGCCUGAGACCGGCGGCUCGCGGGACGGCGCCGCUGCGUCUCGCGCGCCGUGUGCGUCGCCGUUCUGCCUCUUCUACGGCGGGCUCUCUGUGAGUCAGGCCCUCGCGGCACUCGACGCGGAGGCUGUGCCGCGAGGCGCUGCACGGCCUGAGCUGCGCGCAGGCACCUCGCUCGUCGCCCGUUCCCUCUCACACGAACUCGAAAACGGGCGCAAACGCCUGGGCAGCCGAGGCGCAGAGAAAGCGGCCACGGCGCCGCACGAGCUCUUCGGCAGGCGCGGCGCAGCCGCAGAAGCCUGGAUGGAGCCUCGCAAGGGACGGCUGCCCCCGCCGGACCUUUUCUUCGCCAGUGACCGCCUCGUGAGGCGCGGAACAGGGGUUUUUGAGAGCUCGGCGGAUGCGUUUCUGCCGCCGCUUUCACAAAUCGCAGAGGUCGAGGGCCUUGAGAGCGAGCUUGCUGUGGAGGCGUCGCUGGCGGCAGCUGCCUCGGGUGCGGACCUCGCUCUCUCGGCUCCACUUGCUUCGGCGUUUGCGCCUCAAGUGGGGCGCGCGUGUGCCGGCGACGCCGCGGGAGCGCGCCUCUUUUUCUCACCGGUGGAUUGGCCUCUGGCUUCUUCAAAAGAGGGAGGCUGCGGCGACGCGUCCACGCGGUCUCCGCUGUCUCCGCCUGAGAGAAGCUGCGCGCCGGCCACCGGCCGCAGGGGCAGCGCGGGCGCGGAGGGCGACCUGCGGCCGCGCCUGCUGUCGCCCGCCUCGGACUCGUCUCGUGCGCAGAUUGAAGAGGGGGACGCGCCCUGGCGACUCUUUGGCAAGGAUGUCGAGCGGAAAAAGGACGAAUAUGCAGAGUUUCUCGCGCAGGCUGAAAAUGCCUUUUCCCUGGUGUGUGAUGGCGGCAGCGUGUGUUUUGCGAGCUACCGCGCGGCGGAGGUCGCGUGCCUCAGCGUGUCUUCUGCCUCCGUCCCCGCCGUCCGGUGUGCGCGCCCCUUCGCCGUUGUCUUCCAUUCCUCGUCCCUGGAGGCUGGAGACGGCGACUUUUCUCUCGACGUGCCUCUCUGCGGCAUCGACUGGCGCCUGUUCGCCUCUUCCCCCUGGCAAAAUCUUUGCGUUGUCGUUGGUUCUUUCCGCACUCCUCAAUUUCGCUGUCCGCGAUCUCGCGCGUCUCUGCUGAGUCUUUUUGCACUCAUCGCGGUCUGCUCGAGCCUGCACGUCUCCGCCCUGUUGCGAGGGCCUGCCGCGCCCUCGCCAGCCCUUCUCGCUGCUGGGUUUGACGGCGUCUCUUCUUACUCGUCUCCGUUCCCUUCUGCCUCCGUCCUCGCGGCGUCUGGUGCGCGACCGGCUCCCCUCGCAUCGUCGCCCCACUGGCUAGCGGCGAUUCCGCCCUUCAGCCCCUCCGCGGCGGCAUCGCCUCUCGCGCGUGCGCCUGCGCAGUCGCCGCUGGCGGACGAGCGGUUUCCGCCCUCAGCCUCCAUCUUCUCUGCGCCGGCUUCAGUCUUGUGGCGCCUACUCUCGAAGCCCUUCGCGCCCUCUGUCGCCCUCCGCACGCCCGCGGUCGCGGCUGCAGAGCCUGGAGACAGCGACGGUCAGGGCUCGUGGUCGACCGUCGCGCUCGGAGACUCCGGCGACGCCUCCUGGCGAUCGCGCGCCCACGGGGCUUUCUUAAUCGUCAAGCGACAGGUCGCGCAGCAGGUGCGCACGCACCGGCCGGAGCUUCGGCGCCUCGUUCAGGGCCUCAUGCAGAUGUUUUUUCAGUGCUUUCGGAGCUUCUUCGGCGUUUACAUUCUCGGGCUCUCUGUGCUCGUCCUGCCGUUCUGCGCGUCCUCCGCGACGCGUUUCGAGACCGAAGUCAACCGCGUGCCCCUAAACGACCCCUACCUCCUCAGCCAGUUGGACCUCCCCGAGGACGCCUCGCCUUCGCUCUUCGGCAUGCCGUACUAUGACGUGGCGCUUGCCCCUCCGCCCGCGGCGUGGCUGUCUCUGCUGAACGAGCAAGGGCACAGCGACGCUCGAGUCGCCCACGACGACUCGACUGGAAGAAGCGAAAAGCCCAGAGGCACCGAAGCCCCGCGUGGCUCCUGCGCGGGCGACGGGGCGGACGCGCCUCAGCGCUGCGCAGACAGCGAGCUGCAGGCGACCGACGCUUGGCGAUUUAACGACCAGGAGGCGGCCGCGAAAGACGGCGGGGAGCAGGAGUGCACAAGAAGAGAGAUGGACAGGCGACCGUUGUAUGGGGAGGCCGAAGGCGAGGCCGCGCGAGCAGACGUCCUCAAGGGAUGGUGGAUCCCUGCAGAAGACAGAAACUCCAAAAAAGCCAUUAUCUGUGCGCACGGCUGGCUCGCGAACCGGCAAGCCUGCCUCCCCUUCCUCGGCGUCGCCAAGAAGAUUGGACUGCACGCCGACCACAACGUGCUUCUCCUGGAUAUGAAGAACUCGGGAGAGUCGAGCUCGCCCGCGACCGCAUUCGGCGCCGGAUGCUCGCCAGAGGGCCCCGGCGGCCGAUGCGACUGGGGGAGCGGCUUUCCGCUUGGCGCGUCUGUCAAGGCGAAGGCGAAGACCGGCGACGCUCUGCUCGGGUGUCAGGCGGCACGAGACCUGCUGCAGGCGAUCCUCUGGAUGAAGAAGACGCACGGAAUUUCGUCGGUAUCCAUCUACGCCCAGGGCGUCUCCGCCAUGGGCACGAUGCUGCUGGUCGGUCGAUACCGUGAGCAGCUGGAGAGUUCGCUGGGCGUCAAGAUCGACAGGGUCGUGUUUGACUCGCCGAUUUGCAACGCGCGCGACGCCAUCGAAAGUCAACCCUUGACGGCGUGCAUUGCCAGGACGGCGCAGUGGCUCCACGAUGUGCUCAUGUGGGCUGUCAACCAGCGGCGCGGCCAGGAGCUGCGCCGAAUGCGUGCGAGCUUGCUGUUGCCCGCCCUGCGCCCAGUCAAAAAGCUGGUUCUCACCAGUCAAGAGGACGAGCUCGCGCCCUGGUCUUCAGUCAGAAAGGAACUGAUGCUUCUUCCCGAGGCGGAUAGACCGGAGUGGACGUAUUUGUUUCCUUCGGGGGCUCACUGCGACGUGAUCCGAGCCAAUCCCGAGGCAUCGAGUGCGGUCCUGAAGGCGUUUUACUCAGAGCCGUCGUUCCUGGGCAGACUGUGGGAAACGAUCGUUGGCAAGCGCGCAGCUGUCUCGGCGGGCUCCGGCGUCCAAGCCCUCGACCCUGAAGACUUCACUAUCUGCCUUGAGAGGCAGGAGAUAGAGGAGGAGCAGCGGCAGAAAGAGCUGGACAAGGCGCGAGAACCCGAAAGCCGCGCGAAAGUCGGGAGAAAGAAACUCGCCAUUGCCGCUGCAGCCUCCGUGCUCGACGCCCUCUCAUUUCUCUGA
Besnoitia besnoiti is the source of this 8871-nucleotide messenger RNA. RefSeq lists its product as uncharacterized. Gene Ontology annotation, biological process: phosphatidylinositol dephosphorylation. The transcript is spliced from 23 exons. The record is from RefSeq and is a predicted model, not a curated record. Lineage: Eukaryota; Apicomplexa; Conoidasida; Eucoccidiorida; Sarcocystidae. Gene Ontology annotation, cellular component: intracellular membrane-bounded organelle. Gene Ontology annotation, molecular function: phosphatidylinositol-3,5-bisphosphate 5-phosphatase activity. Bases 1 to 8871 code for a protein of 2956 amino acids.